Molecule: messenger RNA, 1059 nt
Organism: Trematosphaeria pertusa
Lineage: Eukaryota; Fungi; Ascomycota; Dothideomycetes; Pleosporales; Trematosphaeriaceae
Exons: 1
Coding region: 1-1059 (352 amino acids)
Source: RefSeq, a predicted model, not a curated record
AUGCAACAGCCACAACCCUCCCACGCCCACGAGGCAUCGCGCAAACUCCUCGGCAGCGCCGCCCUCAUCCUCUGGGGCGCCAUCUCGCCCUCCUCUCGAACAGACGAAGCCGCGCUAAAUGACUGGUGGACAAACGAGCAUCUGCCCGAACGUCUGCGCCUGCCGGGGUUCCGGCGCGCGCGGCGGUAUCGCGGGCUUCUUGCACCGCCUCCAUCUACUCUGACUGCGACGACUUGCUCGGUGGCUAUGGGUGGCUCUUUACCAGAGCAAAGGGGAAGUGAGGAUGGCAGUAAAGGGAAAGAUAAUGGGGAGCGUGAAGGAGGAGAUGGAGAUGGCUAUGGAGAUGAAAGUGAAAGUGUCUACCUAGCCGUCUACGAGGUAGACAAUGUGACGGAUCUGUGUUCAGAGGAGUAUAUGCAGAAGUUGGAGGAGCCGACGGAGCGGACGGCGUGGUUUAUGCCGCGUUUGGCGGGGAUGAGGAGGUCGGCUUGUGGGGUUGUGGAGAGUAUGGAUGGUGGGGUGGGAGGUCUUGCAGGAGCAGGAGGAGAAGAAGGAGGAGGGGGCGGAAGGGUUGUGGGGUUGAUGGCGUUUUGGAUGCCGUUGAGUAGGAGUAGUAGUACUGGUGAGCAGACGGCACAGCGGAGUGAAGACGCAUCAGGACUUUUCUCCAGCAUAGGCGAUGCGGUUUUUCCCAGCGGUGUAGAAGGAUCCUCGAAAACGAAAGAAGGAAGCCCCGGUCUCGAAAUAACAGCCCUGCACAUCGCGCAAGAAGAUGAAGCGAUUACGCAGGCGGGCAGCUCGACGAAAUCGUACCAUGGCGUGCGGUUUUCGGGUCAGCGUCAGCGCGCUGCUGGAGAAGCAGAGCAGAACAGGAAUGAGAAGAGAUGUAUAGUACUGGUUGAAUUCGAUCUCAGACCGCCGUUGGAGCCGCUGGCGUGUAUGGCGGGCGUUAUGGAUUCGUUGAGGGGAAGGGUAGAGAGGGAAGGUGGGAGGGAGGUGAAGUGGUGGGGGUUUGAGUGGAUUUGUGGGAUGCGUAGGGAGGAUGUUAUAGCGGGUUGA